This is a messenger RNA of Marasmius oreades (fairy-ring Marasmius), 1182 nucleotides long. RefSeq lists its product as uncharacterized. The transcript has a single exon. NCBI's taxonomy places the organism in Eukaryota, Fungi, Basidiomycota, Agaricomycetes, Agaricales, Marasmiaceae. The record is from RefSeq and is a predicted model, not a curated record. The coding region runs from base 1 to 1182 and encodes 393 amino acids.
AUGUCACCCAUUUCGUAUUCAUCUCAACACGCCUACACGACAAUUCACAAUUCAAGUCCAUAUUUUACGCAUAUGAACGCGCGUUACGAUAGGAGUAUAGGACGUGAACACGAGCUACAACGAGAGCUGGGUGUAGAGAGAGCUGAAUAUGGGAAUGGGAAUGGGAAGUUUGUAUCACGCGAUUCCGGACCUACACCUCCACGACAAACGUUACCCAGCUUCAAGGAGUUAUUUGGGGAUAUUCGGCUUCUUAACAUGGACUCUCAUCGUAAUAUAUCCUCGUCGUCUUCUUCGAGCUCAACGUCAUCUUCAUUGAGCUCAGUCAGUCAACCAGUGAUCAAAGCAUCGCACUCAAACUAUUCCCGGCGGAUAUCAGGCUCCCCCACCAAGCCGUCGGUUUCACUGGUUGACCAUAUCUUCUACUCCUCUGAGGAGGAGGACGAAACAGAUGGUUAUUUUCGCCGUCGUCUUCCUUUUCGCUAUUCGCGGGAGCCCUCAUUAGCAGAGCAGUCACUCUCAGACGCGGAAGAAGAACUUCUGGAAAGAGAUAGAAUAGAGGACCAGAAUUCUUAUUCUUUUUCCCCAGGACGUCGUCGCUCAACGACUUUCGAAACUUCCUCUGAACGUGGGCUUUGGACAAAUACUACGAGGUUUCCAGAAAUUAAAGCCCAAAAACGCAGUUCAGAACCAGCUAUUUCUUUGCCUUCGCCAUUGCCCACCAGUGACUCCGACCUUGGAACAUCGCAGUCCUUCCCCAGCCCUGCAAGGCAUGUCUCAGAACCUGCGCCUCAGUCCGGUUUAGUUCAUCAGGGUCGCUCUUUCGUGAAUGAUAAAUCAAUCGCCCCUUCAAGAUCUUCUCCCAUGAGGCCACGCGAGAUUUCACUGCCAGCAUCCUCCCCGCCGAUGUCUCCAGCUUCCUCACUUUCACCUAUCCGUGAAAAGCCCUCGGAUUCUUCACCAAGCUGUCCAGACGACGUUGCGACAGUUGAAAGUGGCUGUCCUUCCUGUUUGGAGGGUUAUCGCUCUGUAUCACCACCCGGGGAUAUGGUUAGGCCAACAGAAGAUAUCGUGAUGGGUGGCAUUGACUCAAAUGGUGAUGAUUCUCACGAAACACAGGGAGGUUUAGUCACCCAUCGAAUGAAAUCAGCUAACCGUUAUGGUCCUCUAGACCGAACUGCUUAA